AGCCCAAUAGCUCUGGGAACUACACUUCCCAAUUGUCCCCUCGCUGCCUAUGACGUUCUGUCACCGCGAGUACGAAGCAGGUCUCCCAACAACUGCACCCACUUUCUCUGAUCCUGUCCUGGACCCAGACCUCAAUUCCGAUUCGGCUUCACCAUGGAGGAGGCAGAUCGAAUCCUUAUCCAUUCCUUGCGCCAAGCUGGCACGGCAGUCCCUCCAGAUGUGCAGACCCUACGAGCCUUCACCACUGAGCUGGUUGUAGAGGCCGUGGUCCGCUGCCUGCGUGUGAUCAACCCUGCGGUGGGUUCUGGCCUUAGCCCUUUACUGCCCGUGGCUAUGUCUGCCCGGUUCCGCCUGGCCAUGAGCCUGGCUCAGGCCUGCAUGGACCUGGGCUACCCCUUGGAACUUGGCUAUCAGAACUUCCUCUACCCCAGUGAACCGGACCUCCGGGACCUGCUUCUCUUCCUGGCUGAGCGGCUGCCCACUGACACUUCUGAGGAUGCAGACCAGCCUGCAGGUGACUUGGCUAUUCUUUUCCGGGCCAUUGGGAGCCAAAUACGAGACCAGCUGACCCUGCCCUGGGUCCCACCUCUCCUUCGCACUCCCAAGUUACAGCACUUCCAGGGCUCGGCCUUCCAGCAUCCAUUCCAUGCCAGCAGUCUGGUCAUGCCUGAGUUGAGCUCUAGAGGAGAGCCUCGGGAGUUCCAGGCGAGUCCCCUGCUGCUGCCAGUCCCCAUGCAGGUGGCAGUGCCUGCUGGGAGAGUGGCCUCACUCCUUGAAAACCACGCUAUGCAGCUGAGCCAGCAUGUGGGCCGGGACCGUCCAGGGGAUGACGACUGGCUCCGAAGGGCGCCCCGCCUUCCCACCCAGGAGGAUCCCCGAGCUCCACGGCAGCGGCUGCAGAAGCAGCUGGCUGAAUACUUGCGCCAGAGCUGGGGUCCAGCGGGGACUUCCACACAAGCCCGAGACCUGGGAGAGCUGCUACAGGCCUGGGGUGCUGGGGCCAGGACCAGUGCCCCCAAGGGCUCCCGCUUCACACAUUCAGAGAAGUUUACCUUCCAUCUGGAGCCCCAAGCCCAGACAGCUCAGGUGACAGAUAUGCCAGCCACUUCUCGGCACCCUGAACAGGACAUGCGUGCAGCUCAGGAACAGGAGCUUGAGUCCCUUCGGGAGCAACUGGAGGGUGUGAACCGCAGCAUGGAAGAGGUUGAAGCUGACAUGAAGACGCUGGGAAUCAGCCUUAUGCAGGUGGAGAAUGAGUGUCGGCAGAGUGAGCUGAGCACUGCAGAGCGGGAGCAGGCCCUGCGUCUGAAGAGCCGCGCGGUGGAGCUGUUGCCUGAUGGGGCUGCCAACCUUGCCAAGCUGCAGCUUGUGGUGGAGAGCAGUGCCCAGCGGGUCAUUCACCUGGCAGGUCAGUGGGAAAAGCACCGGGUCCCACUUCUUGCUGAAUACCGCCAUCUCCGGAAGCUUCAGGACUGUAGGGAGCUGGAAUCUUCCCGACGGCUGGCAGAAAUUCAGGAGCUCCACCAGAGUGUUCGGGCAGCUGCUGAAGAGGCCCGCAGGAAGGAAGAGGUGUACAAGCAGUUGGUGUCAGAGCUGGAGACUCUGCCAAGGGACGUAUCCCGACUAGCUUACACCCAGCGCAUCUUGGAGAUUGUGGGCAACAUCCGGAAACAGAAGGAAGAGAUCACUAAGAUCUUGUCUGACACAAAGGAGCUUCAGAAGGAGAUCAACUCCCUUUCUGGGAAGCUGGACCGGACGUUUGCAGUGACUGAUGAGCUUGUGUUCAAGGAUGCCAAGAAGGAUGAUGCUGUUCGGAAGGCUUACAAGUAUCUAGCUGCCCUGCAUGAGAACUGCAGCCAGCUCAUCCAGACCAUUGAGGACACAGGCACUAUAAUGAGGGAGGUUCGAGACCUUGAGGAGCAGAUCGAGACGGAGAUGAGCAAGAAGACCCUCAGCAACCUGGAGAAGAUCUGUGAGGACUACAGAGCCCUCCGCCAAGAGAAUGCUGGCCUCUUGGGCCGUGUUCGGGAGGCCUGAGGAUUCCCCGGUGGAGAUCCUUCCAGCCAUCAGCAGGGAUUUGGAGUAAUGGAGACAGUGCUUGUGCUAGCUGUUCUGUUUGCCAUCCAGUUUCUCCCAUUGAGGCCUUACACCCAGAUGCCUCCCCAUCUGACCUCAAUCCCAAUCUGGGGUGAUAGCCCAGAGUGUAGAAUUGGCUACAGUUUAUUGGAGAGGGCACCGGGGGCUGGGGCCUUGGAUCCCAAAUAAAGGAGGGGCUCUUCUGCA
Molecule: messenger RNA, 2283 nt
Organism: Cavia porcellus (domestic guinea pig)
Lineage: Eukaryota; Metazoa; Chordata; Mammalia; Rodentia; Caviidae
Gene: Ccdc22
Product: coiled-coil domain containing 22
Exons: 17
Coding region: 154-2037 (627 amino acids)
Biological process (GO): positive regulation of ubiquitin-dependent protein catabolic process
Molecular function (GO): cullin family protein binding
Source: RefSeq, a predicted model, not a curated record